GGCUGUGAGCGGGCUGCUGAGCUGCGCUGCUUUCUCUCCUCGCAAAAUGGAGCUCUGCUGUGUGCUGGGCGGCCCUGCUGGCUGGAUGUGGCACUGUGUGAGAUGACAGCAGGAUUUGCCGCGAAUGUGGGGCACUAUUGUAUCUGCCUUAUGUAACCCUGUGGAGGGAUGGCUGUGAGGUAGGCGCUGGUAGGGCCUGCUCGCCUCCGGCUUCCCGCAGCCAUGAAGGCUGUUCGAGUCCUGCAGAGGGUAUGGACCCAGGCUGUGAAGAACUGGGGGAGACCGAAGGACCAUGCCCCAGGCAUGGAAGAGCUGGUAUGGGAACAGUAUACUGUGAACCUUCAGAAGGAUUCUAAAAGAGGAUUUGGAAUUGCGGUGUCUGGAGGCCGAGACAACCCCCACUUUGAGAAUGGAGAGACCUCCAUCGUCAUCUCGGACGUGCUUCCCGGUGGUCCUGCGGAUGGAUUACUGCAGGAGAAUGACAGGGUGGUCAUGGUCAACGGGACCUCCAUGGAGGACGUACUGCACUCGUUCGCCGUGCAGCAGCUGAGGAAGAGCGGGAAGACGGCCGCCAUUGUGGUCAAGAGACCCCGGAGGGUGCCCGUGGCUCCACUGCAGGACAACCCCGUCCUGGAACGCGGUGACCGAGCUUUUGAGGCGAUGGACGACUUGGACGGCAGAAGUUUCCGCAGUGGCUACAGCGAGAGGAGCCGGCCGGACAGUCGCGACGGGCGCAGCCGGAGCUGGGAGGACAGCCCGGAGCGAGGACGCCCGCACGAGCGUGCCCGGAGCCGGGAGCGGGAGCGCAGCCGCGGCCGCAGCCUUGAGCGGGGCCUGGACGAAGACUACGGGCGUGCCCCGGAGCGCAGCCGCGGCCGCAGCCUCGAGCGGGGCCUGGACCACGACUUCCGACCCCCGCGGGACAGCAGCCGCGGUGACUACGAGCGGGCCUACCAGCAGGGCUACGGCCCGGACUAUGAGCGGGCCUCCAGCCCGUCGGGGGGCUACCGCCGCAGAGCCCAGGCCGAUGGACGGUGCGAUGGGCAGCGAAGCCGCAGCCGGGAGUAUCUGCGCUCCCGCAGCCCGAGCCCCGACCCGAGGGGGCGUCCGGAUCCAGACAAGCCCAUUGGGGUUCUCCUGAUGAAGAGCAAGUCAAGUGAAGAGUACGGCCUGCGGCUGGGGAGUCAGAUUUUCAUCAAGGAAAUGACCAGAACGGGUUUGGCAAGUAAAGAUGGCAACCUCCAUGAAGGAGACAUCAUCCUCAAGAUCAACGGGACGGUCACUGAGAACAUGUCUCUGACGGACGCCCGGAAGUUGAUUGAGAAGUCGAGAGGGAAGCUGCAGCUCGUGGUGCUGCGGGACAGCAGGCAGACCCUCAUCAACAUCCCCUCACUCAACGACAGCGAUUCGGAGAUCGAAGAUAUCUCGGAGAUAGAGUCCAACCGGUCCUUUUCUCCGGAGGAGAGACACCAGCAAUAUUCUGACUGUGAUUAUCACUCCUCCAAUGAGAGGCUGAAGGACCGUCCCAGUUCAAGAGAGGACACGCCAAGCAGACUGUCCAGGAUGGGCGCCACCCCCACACCGUUUACAUCCUCAGGGGAUGCUGCAGCUGUGGUUCUCACGGAGACCAACAAGGAAUCUAGGUACCAAGAGGAACCACCAGCUCCUCAACCGAAACCAGCCCCAAGAACAUUCCUUCGUCCUAGUCCUGAAGAUGAAGCCAUCUAUGGACCGAAUACCAAAAUGAUAAGGUUCAAGAAGGGAGACAGCGUGGGCCUCCGGCUGGCAGGUGGCAACGAUGUUGGAAUUUUUGUCGCUGGUAUUCAGGAAGGCACGUCGGCAGAGCAGGAAGGCCUGCAGGAAGGAGACCAGAUACUGAAGGUGAACACGCAGGAUUUCAGAGGGCUUGUUCGGGAGGAUGCUGUUCUCUGCUUACUGGAAAUCCCUAAAGGUGAAACGGUGACCAUCUUAGCUCAGAGCCGAGCUGACGUGUACAGAGACAUCCUGGCAUGUGGCAGAGGGGACUCGUUUUUCAUUAGAAGCCACUUUGAAUGUGACAAGGAGACUCCCCAGAGCCUGGCCUUCACCCGGGGAGAGGUCUUCAGGGUGGUGGACACGCUCUAUGAUGGCAAGCUGGGCCACUGGCUGGCCGUGCGGAUCGGGAACGAGUUGGAGAAAGGCUUGAUCCCUAACAAAAGCAGAGCCGAACAGAUGGCCAGUGUUCAGAAUGCCCAGAGAGACAAUGCUGGGGACAGGGCCGACUUCUGGAGGAUGCGUGGCCAGAGGUCCGGGGUGAAGAAGAACCUAAGAAAGAGCCGAGAAGACCUCACGGCUGCCGUGUCUGUCAGCACCAAGUUCCCGGCCUACGAGAGAGUUCUGCUGCGAGAAGCUGGUUUCAAGAGACCUGUGGUCUUGUUUGGACCCAUUGCAGAUGUAGCAAUGGAGAAGUUGGCAAAUGAGUUACCUGACUUGUUUCAAACUGCUAAAACAGAGCCAAAGGAUGCGGGAUCCGAGAAAUCCAGUGGAGUAGUGCGGUUGAAUACCGUCAGACAGAUAAUUGAGCAGGAUAAGCACGCCCUGCUCGAUGUGACUCCGAAAGCCGUGGACCUGCUCAAUUACACGCAAUGGUUCCCCAUCGUGAUAUUCUUCCACCCCGAUUCCCGGCAAGGGGUCAAAGUGAUGAGGCAGAGAUUGAGCCCCACGUCAAACAAAAGCUCUCGGAAGUUAUUUGAUCAAGCAAACAAGCUGAGGAAAUCAUGUUCGCAUCUCUUUACAGCGGUGAUCAACCUGAACUCGGCCAAUGACAGCUGGUUUGGCAGCCUGAAGGACACCAUCCAGCAGCAGCAGGGAGAGGCCGUGUGGGUCUCCGAAGGGAAGAUGGAAGGGCUGGAGGAUGACCCCGAAGAUCGCAUGUCCUACUUAACCGCCAUGGGCGCAGAUUAUCUGAGCUGCGACAGCCGCCUCAUCAGUGACUUUGAAGACACCGACGGCGAAGGAGGCGCCUACACUGACAAUGAGCUGGAUGAGCCAGCCGAGGAGCCAUCUUCUAUCACCCGCUCCUCGGAGCCGGUGCAGCAUGAGGAGAGCAUCAGGAAACCCAGCCCAGAGCCCAGGGCUCAGAUGAGGAGGGCUGCUAGCAGAGACCAACUUAGGGACAAUAGCCCGCCCCCGACAUUCAAGCCAGAGCCGCCCAAGGCCAAAAGCCAGCACAGGGAAGACUCCUACGAGUACAAGUCCAACCCGUCUGCUGUUGCUGAACAUGAGCUUCCUGGGGCGUCCACCAAAGCGUGUCCUCCCCCCAUUGCUGCAAAACCUGCCUUUGGCCGGCCGGUCCUGAAGCCCUCCACACCUGUCUCUCUCUCCGAGGGUGAAGGGGUGGGCGAGAGCAGUGAAGAACAAGACCACACCCCCAAGUCAGUCCUGGGCAAAGUCAAGAUAUUUGAGAAGAUGGACCACAAGGCAAGACUGCAGCGGCUGCAGGAGCUCCAGGAAGCACAGAAUGCCAGGAUUGAAAUCGCCCAGAAGCAUCCUGACAUCUAUGCAGUGCCCAUCAAGGCGCACAAGCCCGAGCCUGGCCCACCACAGCACGGGAGUUCCAGAACCGCAGAGCCACAGAAGGGACCCUCGAGGCUUUACCAGGAUGGCAGCGACACCGAGGAGGAGGAGAAGUACCGCCAGCAGCUGUCGGAGCAUUCCCGGCGUGGAUACUACAGUCAGCCCGCGCGCUAUCGAGACACGGAGCUGUAACUCCUGCCCUGUGCCUCCUCUGCACCCGCCUGCAGGGACAACCGCUGCGUGCUGGGUCUGGCUGUGCCGUCCAUGGCACGGUGGGUGUGCUGGGACACCAGGGGCUGGCCAGUGCACCUGCACACUGGAAGGCGUGUCUGAGGGGCUGGGGCAGACGGGCUGUCUGCCCAGACCAAGAGGCACACUGCAACCCAAUACCUGUUACUUGCUUCUGAGGACCAAAAUCUGUAUUAA
Messenger RNA from Ochotona princeps (American pika), 3981 nucleotides. It is a transcript of the gene TJP2, whose product is annotated as tight junction protein 2. Gene Ontology annotation, biological process: cell-cell junction organization; protein localization to cell-cell junction; establishment of endothelial intestinal barrier. The transcript has 23 exons. Gene Ontology annotation, molecular function: cell adhesion molecule binding. The coding region runs from base 223 to 3747 and encodes 1174 amino acids. The record is from RefSeq and is a predicted model, not a curated record. Gene Ontology annotation, cellular component: plasma membrane; bicellular tight junction. Lineage: Eukaryota; Metazoa; Chordata; Mammalia; Lagomorpha; Ochotonidae.